AUGGCGACUGCAACACCGUCACCCCUGGCCAGCUCUGUUGAGAAGACAAAUGGAAACAAGCUAAGUAGGCUUCUCAUCGAUGGGGGAACAACAGUGCUGAGGAAUAUUUUCGAUUCCCAUCACCCUCCUGCCAACUUGGCUGCUAAUCUUAGUUCCAGACAUAUUCAUCCCAUUCUUACUAGACUUCGGCAUAGAAACAUUCUGAAUGGUGUUCAAUGGGACAAACUGUUUCCACCACCAGGUGGAGGGCCACCAAACUCUAUUAACUUUGAUAUCACUCUUCUGUUCCUCUUGCUGAGAAACAUUUGCGGCCUAUCCCCUCCCCUUUCAGGCUGGGACAGAAUGCCCCCCGCGAGUGACACCUCUUUUGAGGCUAACCUUGCUCGCAUGAAGUACCAUCGAAACGUGCUCUAUGGUCACGUUGCAUCAACUGGCAUUCAAACAUCAGUGUUCGAUGUGAAAUGGCAGGAAGUUAGUUCCGUUCUUGUUUCGCUUGGUUUAAGUCAGUCUGAAGUAGACAGAUUAAAGCGAGAGCCUUGUGGAGAGGACUAUGUCAGCGCUGUUACUGAAUGGAUGAAAAAUGACGAGGAGAUCCAAUUCCAGCUGAAAGAUCUACUUAAUAAACAACAGCAAGUGCUCCAGACCCAACAGAAAGAUCACAGAACUCUUCACGAUACGCAUCAAAUAAUUGGAAAAGUGCAAGAGACGCAAAUAGAAGCCAGCAAUUUGCAACAGGAGGACCACAGAACUCUUCAAGAUACACACGAGGCAGUUGGCAGAGUGGAACAAACGCUUCAAGAUACACACCAGGCAGUUGGCAAUUUACAACAGCUGCAAAAAGAGGCAGUGAAAUUGCAACAAGGGGACCACAGAAUUCUUCAGGAUACGCGCCAAGCAGUUGAAGGUGUACAGCAGUCUAUACAAGACACAAAACAGAUGCUACAGGAAGUUCGGAGAACCCAACAAGAAUCGCAGCAGCAGAUAAAGUAUAAGGCUGCAAACGCUGAAGAAAGAAGAGAUAAAGCUGAAGAGGAUGAAGUUCUGAGAAAAUUAGCACAAGUUAACACCGAGAGAGUCAUCCAGUAUCACUCUGGGAAAUACCAGGAAGGAACGCGCUUGCACAUCUUUGAGAAGAUCAAGUUGUGGCUAGACGACCUUACAUCUGAAAAUCGUGUGAUGGUAAUCAGUGGCGAUGCGGGAAUGGGCAAAUCAGUUAUGGCCGCUGUCGUUUGUCAGAGAAUGCAACACGCUGGUCGGCUCUCAGGAAGUCACUUUUGUCAGCACAACAAGGAACGUUACAGAAACCCUAAGGUGAUGCUUCAAUCGUUAGCUUAUCAGCUGUGUGAUGGUUUACCAGAAUACAAAAGUGAACUUGUGAAGAAACUUUCUAGAAACUUGGGUGUGGACAUUAACAGCCUAGAAGUUCAGGAGUUGUUCGAAUUUCUUUUCGAAGAGCCUUUAUGUAGCGUAGGAGACCCUGGGAGAAAUUUGCUGUUAGUUAUUGAUGGCCUGGAUGAAAGUGAAUACAAAGGCCGCAAUGAUCUGCUUGAUGUCGUAGCUAAUUAUUUUUGUAAACUUCCUGUUCGGUUCCGGUUUCUUGUUACCACUCGACCUGAAGUAAAUAUUGCAGGUCGUCUUAACAAGUUUAAUCCUAUUCAGUUAGAGCAAGAUAACGAAGAAAACGUGAAAGACAUCAGACUCUUCCUUGAAAAACAGUUGAGCAGCGUUAUUCAAUCGGGCUCUGAAGAUGUUGUUAUCGAUGCACUGGUCCGAAAGGCUGCAGGGCAUUUUUUAUAUGCUUAUUUGAUGGUCGAUUUUAUCAAGAACAACUUUUCACUUCUCAUCCCCGAGGAGUUAGGAAGAACCUUACAUUCAGGUGUAUCGUCUGUUUAUCAGUCCUACUUCGAACGUUUAGAGAAAGAAUUGGAAAUUGGUGAGGACCAGUUUUUGACUUUUUUAAGUGCUAUGGCAGCUGCAAGAGAACCGCUACCACGAGACUUUGUUUCUAAGAUGUUGCUUUCGGACUCGAAGUCCCCAUCUGGUCCUCGGAAAGUAACAAAAGCUAUUGACUCUAUCUCAACCCUUCUACCUGUUCAUGAUGACUGCAUUUUGUUCUUCCACAAAUCAGUUAAGGACUGGUUGACUGACAGAACUACCUACGGGCAACACACCUUCUCCGUGGAUGAAAAGCAAGGUCAUGCCAUACUCUCUCGGCUCUGUACUAAUGAACUGAAUAAUGUGAAAAUAAAAGGCGUUCACGGUACAGAAUUCAGUAACACUGCAAGGUACGCCCUACAGCAUGGUGUUUAUCAUAUGCUCGAGUCGGGAGAGCUGGAAGAGAGUACAAGAAGCUUUGAAGAAAUCGUUAACUAUGUUACCGACUUAAACAUUGUGUAUGCAAAGCUUUGUGUAAACAACACGGCUAGUUCUGAAGACAUUAUCCUUACUCAGAAACAAGAUGCUUUUCAGUCAUUAAGUAGUGAGAGCCGAAAAGCCCUUGGCACCUUGUUGUCUCUCUUACGAAAGUACCGUGGAAGACUUUCCACGCAUCCUAGUACAAUAUUUCGGGUGAUGGUGAACGAGGGAGGGGAAGUUUUUGCUGGUGAAGCGACGAAAGUUUUACAGAGUCGUGAAAUACCAUACAUGGAGUACCUUCACAAGGAAGCUGUGAAGGAGGCAAAUAAUACCCAAGCUGAGUUUCCCUGUAACUCCACGGUUGUUUGUUUUGAUACUUCACUGACGCAGGAGUUCAUGGUUUGCGAAUGUACUGAUGGGAUGAUUUACCUUUGGUCCCUCAAAACGGGUGCGCAAAAGUGGGUACGUCCGGUUGAGGUCAAGAAAUGCUACUUUAAACCUGAUGUCCCCUUUAGAGUGGUGCCAAAAUCAAAUGUAUACUCAUGUUAUCGCUCUGUUGUUUUUCACCCUACUGAGCCCAUUGUUCUUCCUGGAAUCCUUAGCCAUGCUUACUCGUUUAAAGGAAACCUCCAACCUCUGUUCCCAAAAAGCAACUGCAGAUUUUCUGUUUGUUCAGUUCAUGGGGACGAGAGCAAAAUUAUCACCGAUUGCCCUGGGGAUGCUAAAUGCCUUGUCAUAUGGAAUCUAAAAAAUGGUGAAGAGAUCACUCGAACCAUCAGAAAUGAAGAUGUUUUGUCUUUUGCUUUGUCUCCAGAUGGAACGCUUCUGGCAAUUUCCCAUUUUUCGGAACUGGUAUGUUUGGUUGACGCAUUGAACUGCUUAAACACCACUCUUGCAGAAAUCGCCACCUUUCGACCUUGUGGAAUGAUAAAGUUUACCCCUGACAUGCAACGCCUUUUUUGUUUGUCUUGGUCACUUCCACAAAGUGAAGACAAACGCAACGUUAAGGGGCGAAUAAGACGGUUGCGAGACUUAUGUUGUCCCUUAAAGGUCAUUAAGUUGCCUUGUGGUACCUUCUCCUUGAACCCUUUGGACUAUGAGUUUGGUCAUGAUGAAGAUUUUGGCGAGGAUCCAUGGAAUUACGAAUCAUCUAGCAAAGGUGGAUUCUUGAUGGGAGAUCCUAUGUUUUACAAGAUUUCCUUGUCCUCGUACGUUUCACUUGAUUCGUUUACAUUUGCAUUUGUAUUAAACAAACAAAGUGUAUUAACUGUCCUUCCUAACAACAGUAAAAUUACAAUGCUUAAACAUGAGGGUUCUUCGAGGGCCAGCUGGCUUUUUUCUUUCUUUUCUCGUCCCCGUGGCAUUGCCUUCGCUUUAGAUGGAAAGACCAUUUAUGGUACCUUUGAAGGGUAUAAAGGCUUAAAAUUGGUAUCUUUGGAUGUGUCGAGUGGAGAUCGUAAAGCAGAGAAAGUAAUAAGUACACGUGAUGUUUUACUUGUACCUGUGUCAGAAGGUGUCCUUUUGAAAGAUAAUUAUCCUGGGACGUAUGUUCAGCUAUGGAAUUUUGAGUUGUCACAACAAAUCCGAAGUUGGCCUAAUUUAAGCGAGGUUAGAGAUAUAAUGCCAUUUUCAGACCGCUGUGUAGCGUGUGUGGGGAGAGAUUUUGAAGUAAGCAUCCUGGACACAUCAAAUGGAAACAUAGUGAGGACCAUCCCACUUUUUCUCGAGGAUUACUGGUCAAGAUAUUAUUUGUUGCAUAAAAAGGUAGUAUGUAACAGGAAAUAUCAGCUGCUAUCCACCUCUCGUAAGUCAGUUCAGCUGUCAGACGGCAAAAAUGAAAUAUGGAGGAGAACUGUGAAAUUGGCACAUUUGUUUUUAGGUGACGUCCUACCUGGGAUGUUUUCUCCAACAGAGGAGUUUGUCCUUGUCUCGUGUACAAACUCUGAGUCGAAGACAGAAGUACUUGUGCUUGAAGCAUCUUCAGGAAAGUAUCUCCGGACGCUAUGCACCGUUAACAGAAUUCUUGGCUGUGCCUUUGUAAGUAAGACGGAAUGUGUUAUCGUCUGCAUGAAUACCUCAGGGAGUUAUUGUCUUCCUUUGUUCAAUGUUAGCACUGGGGAUUUCAUAACUGUACUUGAUAUAGAUUUUAAACCGUCCAAGUGUCUGGCUUCCUGUCCACAAAAGGGUUUGAUCGCCAUUGGCGUUGAGAACUCCAAAUGUAUGUGCGCAGUUAUCCAAGUAAAACUGCCGCGAGACAAAGUAAACCGGGAAGCAAAAGGUGGGUAAUGCGUUUUUUUCCUUAUCGUUAGUCGAAGAAUGCUAAGUUUACGUAGCGUCGACAGAUCACACCUACAUGAAAUUGGUAAUAGUAGUUCCCAAAAAGGAGCUUGUGUGAAGGAUAGUGCAGUUUGUAGAUAUCAGUGGGAUCGAACCUCUAUUAAGCAGCCACUCUAUUUAGCGGCCUGUGACAAGAUUCCCUGCGAACAAAGCUGUCAGUAAAUCACUGUAAAAAGUCUCUUUAUUAAGUAGUCACUCUGUUUAGCGGCCUGUUAUAAGAUUUCUUGCGAACAAAGCUGUCAGUAAGUCACUGUAAAAAGUACCUUUAUUAAGCAGCCACUCUAUUUAGCGGCCUGUUCCAAGAUUCCCUGCGAACAAGGCUGUCAGUAAAUCACUGUAAAAAGUACCUUUAUUAAGCAACCACUGUAUUUAGCGGCCUGUUACUAAAUUCCCUUCGGACAAAGCUGUCAGUAAAUCACUGAAAAAAGUACCUUUAUUAUUUAUUAGGCGGUUACUUGUCCCUUCCCCGAGGCUGGCCGCUGGCCGCUUAACACUUCAAGUCCUAAGGGUGAUCAACCUCAAUUUUCCCUUAACAAUAUCAAUACAUCAUCAUAAAAAAACGUUAUGAGAAUUGAUGAAAUGAUCACCUAAGAGAAAAUGCUUUGAUCUUUAAACAAAUUCUAUCAACUGUUCCUUCUUCUUUGAGCGAGAUAUUUCAGCUCCACAAAACUUUGUCAAUCUUUAAAAAUUUUGCCAGUAUCUUUCUUCUCCGUUUUCAAAUAUUCUCGCAGAUGUGGUAGAUAACACAGAUCUUGUUUAAUUAAUAGGGAUGUAAUAAUGGUUCACUCUUACUUUGUUAUCUGGGACCACUGAUGAAUACAAAUUUAGUUAUAUUUUGGGAUUUCAGAUCCUUACAUAAGCAGAUAAUUUCUAAUUGCAUGCGUUAUUUAAGUAUUGUCGAUUGCUUUUGGUCUUUGCAUUCAGUUUUCCCAUCCAUAGCAUCCAGGAAGAUUUCACUUAAGCAAUCAGAAAUAAGUGGCCUUUAUAGUUUCGAUAGUUACUAUUAAUUUUUAUAGAUCAAUUUUCAAUCCGUCAACUGAGUAACUUAUUCAUCGUAACUUAUUCAUCGUGUUUUAAUGUUUUGCAGGUUCCGAAAGCUCAACACUUGGGGAGAAAGGUUGUGCCACAGUCUGUCGACCUGGCAACAAAUUGUCAGUACAAGGUUCUCUAUUCUCUCCCGUUCCAACUGUAACGUUAUUUUGGUAGGCGUGUAAGGGAGAUUAUAAUAUGAGAUUUUUACUUUACUUCAAGUUCAUUCUAGGCGUGAAAAGAAGCACGGUUAAGAAACCGAAAUCGUUUAACCCAUGCCAAUUUGCCACUGAGGUUCUAAAUCACAUUUUAAAAUUGCUUUAAACUAAACGAUUGUAGGAUGUAAUGAUAACAUCCGAAACCCUUGCGCUCCUUUCGCACCAAUAUUAAACAUGUUUAAAAGCUGUUUAGUUUACCUUGGCAUAUUUUUCCGCUCUAUAUUGGUGAUUGUCGCCUUAAAGUUUGUAGAAAUUAACGCACAAGUUUAAGAUUAGUUUCUUGAACCCUUUUGAGUUAUGAUUGUUAAACCUGGUAUAAUUAAACAAAGGGACACUCAAUGGAUAUGUUCCUCAAAAUAUCUGUUCUUCAGGCCAAUUUUUUGCUGGCUGUGAGAUUUGGAAAAAAAUUAUUUGUCCUUGGAAGGAAUGUGUAAAUUGAGGGUGUCUGAGGGGAUUUGAUGUUUUGAAUAGCUGGUAUGGGUAUGUGCUAUUUGUCAGGUACUUCCCCCCCCCCCCCUCCCGCUGAAGAGGUAAAUUUCCCCCUUAGGCCACACCCAAAAUUCCUUUCUUAAUUCCUUUCUUGUACCUUGCUGGCUGGGAACUCUUUCAACAGUUUUGCUGGGAGUGAGGAACACAUAAAUCUCCCAAAAUGCUUAAAAUGGAUUCAUGCUUUGUUGUUGUUUUUAGGUCUUUUUCUCAAAAUUUUCCGUUUAUUUCUAUUUUUUUUUAUUGAUGGUUGUGGCACUGUUUUUAAUCUUACUUCACUGCGAAAUGGUUGUUGAUGUUUAGUCUGUACUUAUUAAUCUUGCAGUUUGGAGCUUUAACAUUGAUGAUGGAUGUACAUGCAGUAUCUAGAAAUGUUACGUGAGCGGCUUGUCUCUUGACAGGAGGUGGAUUAAAAAAACACGCUGUGAAUUAAAAGCCCUCAAACAUGGAAAAGCUUCGAAAAGUAUGCCUUAACAGUACGUUUAACCUUUUAAAAAUAAAUGUUCAUUGUUUUAGCAUCGUUUAAGGAUUUACAGUAAUUAUUAGCAAGCAAACCAGAAAAGCUCUAGAAUUGAUGCGGAGUACUGUAUCAGCUUGUAUCGUAAGCAAAAGCGCAAGGCUUACAUUUGAAGACGUUCUAUUAACAUUUGGUGAAUUAAACUGAAUUAGUAAUUAAAAGCAAAGCUAGAGAAAACAUGUACAAUAUCAUAGCCUCAACAGAUUAAGGAAUAUUUUCAAUAAUUUCUUUUUGGCGUCAUUAAAUGACUUUGAGUUAGCAAGUAAACAGAAAUCGUUCUACUCGUAAUGUAGUGUAAAAGUUUGUAAUCAGUUUAUUGUAAAGUUUAUGGUCAAAGAGUGUUUUUUUUUACAUCAUUUUGACUUAGGUAACAGCUUUUUGUUUUUACAUGAAGAAGUUUCUUUUUUGAUUGAAUUUAUUUCGUUACUAGUAAAACGAAGGACCUUUAGCUUAAUGUUCAGUUUCGAAAGCAAUAGUUCAAGGUAUAUUUUCGAAGAGUUAGGUUUCUAGGACUUAGUACUAGCAUCUCAAGUAAGACAGAACAGCAAUAUAACAUAUGUUCAGUAUAUAAUCAGUUUUAUAUUUGAUUUAGCGCAAAAAUCGUAAGACCUGAUUGAGCUUACCGUUUGUAUUUGAAGAUUUCUCUGUUAGUUCAAGGCUUAGUAUUAGCAAGUAGGACAGAAAAACAGAACCAAUGUUCAGUUUCAUAAGCAAUAGCCGGCGUCAUGAUUGAACGGUAGCUGAAACUUGAUAGUUGUGGAGCUUUUCGUCGGUAUCAAAGUAAAUGACAUAGUUUAGCGAGUGAAAAGGAAAACCUAAGAACGUAUUUUUAGUAUGAUAAGCAAAAGCAAAAGUUCUAUAUCUGAAGAGUUUUAUAUUUUUAUUGGUGUCAUUAAAAAUGACUGUAGUUUAGCAAGGGAAAAGGAAAACCCAAGAGAUUACAUUCAGUAUCGUGAGCAAUAGCUUAAGUCAUUUAUUUUUUAUUGGAGUCAUUAAAUGGCUUAGAAGUCGCACUUAAGUAAAACAGAGCCUUAAUUUAGUCAGCUGGCUUAGUAUCCGGCAUCAUGGCCAGUAACUGAAGGACGAUAGUUGUAGAUUUUUUUUUUCAGUAUUAUUAAAACAAAUUAGUCAGCAAGUGAAGGGGAAAACAUAAGAACAUGCAGGGGCGUAGCUGCCGUUAAGCCAUUAAGCCCGGGUUAACAAAAAUGCGGGUUAAAAUGAGCUGAUAUAAGGGAAGGUAGGUUUUUUAUUGGGGGGGAGGGCUUGGUCGUAGAGGCAACUAUGCGAUCCUUCCCUGACUGUGACAAGCCUUCUGAUUCCCAUUAUCUACCACUAUCAGCAACAUCUGUCGAUGGUCGUGAACCUGAUGAUUUUUAGCCCAAAGCUCAAAUGAAAAGAGUGUUCCACCAAAACAAAUUAAAUCCGGGAGACGACGAGACAACAGCUGAAUUUUCUUGGAACUGUAUUGUCCCGCUGAAGAUUGUGGAGGACUAUGUUGAUCAACUUGCUCAAAUUGAAAUGCACAAGGAAAAGCGAAGAGCUGAAAGUGAAAGGCAGCCAACGCAGCGGCCGGAACAAGAUUACAACGACAUUGAAUGAGAGCAAUUGUAUAAUUCUGACCAAAUAUCGUCGUUGAAAGUUCAUGAACUUAAUUUGUACUUGGUACGCCAUGGAAUCGUGUUUAAAGGGGAGAAGCCAGAGAAAGUGGCAUAUAUAAAGUACAUAUCGCUAGCAGGAUCUUACCAGGCAUGGAGAAAGAGACUCCACUGCGUAAAGAAACUUCAACUUUGGGCUCAGAAAGUGAUGAAGAGGAAAGGAUUGUAGGUUCUGAAACAUUGUUAACAUCAUCGAUAGAAUUGAGCGAUAUAAGUGACAGCCCUGUAUAUUGCAUACAGUGGACACAACAAUGUCAAGGUGCGGCCGAAAGAGAACACAGGUCGUCCGGCGUCCGAGACAGUUACGUGCCAUGGCAGAACAAGAAGAAAAAAGAAAGAAAGAAAGAGUGA
Molecule: messenger RNA, 8948 nt
Organism: Porites evermanni
Lineage: Eukaryota; Metazoa; Cnidaria; Anthozoa; Scleractinia; Poritidae
Source: the annotation of a GenBank genome assembly